UCAGCAUAAAGCUAGCUACGUAUUAAAAUAUACACUAUCCUUGCUGCGUUUGGUAAGCUAUUAGUCUCCCGCAGUAGUAACGCUAAUGUUAAUCAAAUCUGGAAUAGGCACUUUGUUUUUCCAAAUGUUCUCCGUCAGCGCCUUUGCUUCUGCAUGUCAACAAGUUCUGUAAUUCAACUAACCUACGAUGUGUAAUGUACUGUAAACUGUCAGUUGUGUUUCACAGCUCAGCUUGACCUCUGGCUUUUCCUAUUCGUGAUUGACAUUACCCUCUUUUGAGGUGUCACAAGUGGUUGGCGCUUUGAAGAUAAAGCCUCCCCAACCCAGGACGUUCAUGCGUGGGGUAUCUAUCUUUCCUCUUGGGCUGCACACAACUUCUUGCUGACAUUUGAUGCAAUGUUUUGCUUUUAUUAAACUGUGACUGAAGUGGGUAAUUAGUCUUGUAUCAUUGAAUGUUAUGUGUCUUUGGUCUGUCCCACAGAUGCAAACUGUGACUUUAAUCCCUGGGGAUGGAAUUGGUCCAGAGAUCUCCACUGCUGUCAUGAAGAUAUUUGAAGUUGCUAAAGCACCUAUUCAGUGGGAGGAGAGAAAUGUUACAGCCAUCCAGGGACCUGGUGGCAAGUGGAUGAUCCCUCCUGAUGCCAAAGAAUCCAUGGACAGGAACAAAAUUGGCCUAAAAGGUCCUUUGAAGACACCAAUAGCUGCUGGCCAUCCCUCUAUGAACCUCCUGCUGAGGAAAACCUUUGACCUCUAUGCCAAUGUGCGCCCCUGUGUGUCCAUUGAGGGCUAUCAGACUCCCUACUCUGACGUGAACUUGGUCACCAUCAGGGAGAACACAGAGGGAGAAUACAGUGGGAUUGAACAUGUGAUUGUUGAUGGGGUUGUACAGAGUAUUAAGCUCAUUACAGAGCAAGCCAGCCAACGCAUCGCAGAGUAUGCUUUUGAAUAUGCCAAAAAUAAUCAGAGGGCCAGUGUUACUGCUGUGCAUAAGGCCAAUAUUAUGCGCAUGUCUGAUGGCCUUUUCCUACGAAAAUGCAGAGAGGCUGCUGAAAAGCACAAGGAUGUGAAGUUCAAUGAGAUGUACUUGGAUACUGUGUGCCUUAAUAUGGUACAGGAUCCCACACAGUUUGAUGUAUUGCUGAUGCCGAAUUUGUAUGGAGACAUCUUGAGUGAUCUUUGUGCUGGACUAAUUGGAGGUCUUGGAGUAACUCCUAGUGGAAACAUUGGUGCUCAUGGUGUUGCCAUAUUUGAGUCGGUUCAUGGAACUGCCCCGGAUAUAGCAGGAAAAGACAUGGCCAACCCCACCGCCUUGCUGCUCAGUGCUGUCAUGAUGCUGAGGCACAUGGGCCUGCAUGGCCACGGCCAGACGAUUGAGACCGCCUGCUUUGACGUCAUUCGAGAGAAAAAGGUUCUAACCAAAGACCUGGGAGGAAACUCAAAGUGCUCAGAAUUCACAGAAGCAAUAUGUGAACGAGUGCGGCAUCUGGUUUGAUAAGACCACGAGUGAUAUGCCACAGUCACUUUAUUUCAUGUCAAGUUGUAACUGCACAUUUUAAACCAUGAUAUGUAUUGUAAAAAAAACUCUGGGAUUAGAAAUUCCAAAUGUGUUAUUAUUCUUGAGCAACACACUAUAUAUGUGAUAUGCAUUUUAUUCCUGGAUUCUUUAAUCUGUGGUGGAUAUUGUCUAUUUAUUGUCUGAAUAAUUCCAACUAUUAUGUAGUAUGUAAGUGACUUUUAUUUUGACCAAAGACGCAAUCUGUAACCACCAUGAAAACUUGAGGAAAUGUCAAGGGGUUAAACCCUUCAAUUAUGUUUGUGGAUAUAUUUCAUAUUAAUUUAUGAAAACAUUUUUGAUUAAGCUUUAAUGAGUUAGACAUUCACAGUUAAUGAUUAUAGUUAUCUCUAUUAUAUAUGUUUGCACUUAAGUGUUCAUAUUAUACUGUUGUCUUACUGUAAAUAUAAUUAAUUUGUAAAGAAAAAGGAAAAUUACAAUGCCAUCAGAAAUGAUGAAUGACUUUACUCAGUGUUUUGCAACAUUAUUUGUGGGUGUCAUAAACCAUCUCAGCUGCUAUGACGUUGACUCCUGUGUGACGACAUUCCUGGUGGAAGUUAUGUCCAUGUUAAGUUUUUAUCCAAAUUGGUAUAAACCCUCUACUGAUUACCACUUUUUUUUUUUUUUUAAUACUAUAGAUCCUAUCAUGCAAGUAACUGGUAUGAUUUCAAAACGUUAUAAAUAAAUUGUUUACCAGAAACUAAAAAGAAAUGGCUCUGUAGAAGAGAUGUAUCAAAAUAGUGUUUUCAGUAUAAAAUGUGGUUCCUGUAUUUAUGCAUUUUUAACAAAAGCCACAGAAAUGAUUAAAUGCCAUGCAGGAUGUGAUUUUCAUAACUCAUUCUAUAGGAACUUGACUUGACUCCUAAUGGAGGCUCUCUAUGACCUCGUGGUACAUCUCCAACACAACAGGGCAACAGAGCUUCAUUGCGCAAUAGUUUGCUGCAUUCCUUAAAAUUACAUGGCUUUGAAUAGAUAGAGAAUAAUCUAUUUCGUACAUAAUGUUGUCUAUUGAUUCAUGCUCAGCCAAACUUACUCGUCUCUUCUCCAGAAACAAGUCUUUUCUUAGAAUCAUUCCCUUUUGUAUGUGUUGGGCACGAGAGGUGGCUGCAGCGUUGACUUCUUUGUCCUUUCCCCCGAUGACGUCAGACACCUUGGUUGCUUGGAUGCCGAGCUGUCGGCGAAGCUGCACGGCCUCCAUGCUCAGCUCCUCUGUUGGCUCCAUGGUUUCUGUGUUGCUACAACACUAGAACACAGAGUUCAUAUAUAUUUCCUCAUGAAUAAUUGCAGUUAGCCUUUUAAAACCAUUUAAUUUCAUUGCUUCAUUUCAAAUAUACCUCCUGGUUUGUUACAAAUCUAAAAACAUGAAGAUAAAACUAAAAAUGUUAAUGUAUGCCUGUAAAUUACAGUCAAAUAUAGUUAUAUUACAUGACUUCAAGUGGGAUAUCUUUAAUGUCAUGAUUGCAGUAUAUCAUUUUCCAUUAUCUGGAAAAUGAGGCACAUUACCUUCAGUGGUAAAAGCAUUGACAAGCGUCUUGUCCCCAAUUAGCAGGGCAUUGCUGAUGAUAGCUCUUUUUUCACCGCUUCCUCGAGGGGAACAUCGGAGACAUUCUCCCCUCCAGCUGUGAUCGUCACCUCUGGAUGAAGAGAGAGACAGGUCACCCUGACAUUACAUGACUCAUAACAAUACUAGAGCUGCGUGUUCUGUUCAGAUCAGCAUGGACUCGGGUGUGGGUAAUGUACACAAUGUGAGCUGGUGAUCUAAGAAGAGCCAUUUUCUAACAAUAGCUUAAUUUGCUCUGAUUAUUAUCCAUUUUCUUCUCACUGUGAUGUAAAAUAAAUCUUCUCCAGUAUGGAGCCAUCCGUCUUCAUCCAAAGCUA
Molecule: messenger RNA, 3430 nt
Organism: Pseudoliparis swirei
Lineage: Eukaryota; Metazoa; Chordata; Actinopteri; Perciformes; Liparidae
Gene: idh3a
Product: isocitrate dehydrogenase (NAD(+)) 3 catalytic subunit alpha
Exons: 10
Coding region: 458-1492 (344 amino acids)
Biological process (GO): isocitrate metabolic process; tricarboxylic acid cycle
Cellular component (GO): mitochondrion
Molecular function (GO): isocitrate dehydrogenase (NAD+) activity; NAD binding; magnesium ion binding
Source: RefSeq, a predicted model, not a curated record